Molecule: messenger RNA, 1611 nt
Organism: Purpureocillium lilacinum
Lineage: Eukaryota; Fungi; Ascomycota; Sordariomycetes; Hypocreales; Ophiocordycipitaceae
Source: RefSeq, a predicted model, not a curated record
AUGGCUGCAGCCGGAGAGUCGCGCGCGGACCGCUUGAACCAGCGCCUCCGAGGCGCACAGCGCACAAACGUCGGCGAUGAGUCGUUUAGCCUCGACAUCGCAGGCCUGGGCGCCUCCAGCUCGCCCCGCGGGACGCCGGGCUCGUCGGGGCGGAAACGCAAACGCGGUGACGCUCAGCCGUCGAGCUCGGCAAGGUCUGUGCCGUCCGCGAGGGACCCGUACGACCUGCUCAGCACUUCUAAGGAAUCUGACGGGCAGGCGAGGCCACCCUCGGUGCGCAGUGCGUCCACUCGCCGGUCCAGCAGCAGGCUACCUCAGGACGCCGACGAGCUCGAGGUGCUCCCCGCGCCGCCGAGCGUCAAGUCUCCGUUGCGAAUCCGUGUAUCGUCGGCGGUGGAGGAAGUGGAGGAGAGCCCUGCGCAUGCGCCCGGCAGCGGACGGCGCCGGAGCGUGCCCCUCACCGCCGCCGCCAGCUCGUCGACGCGACUGCUGAGCGCUCUGAGCACAGACGACGCGGCACCGUCGUCGUCGCCCCUCGCGGACAAGUCCAGACGGAGCAGCGUCCGCAGAUCCAGCGCCAGACCCGUACCGACAAUCCCCGAAGACGACGAGCUUCACGAGCCGGCGCCUGAGCAACACUCCGACACCGAGCCACCCCAGCCGGAGCCGGAGCUCGACGACGACUCACCGGCCGAGGAGAUUGGCGCAGAAGAGGCGGCCAACGCGCUACGCCGACCGAGACUCACUAGCAGUCCCGAGCUCGGCUCCGCAGACGUCGCAGAGGCGCCGCCGAAGCGGCCACGCGGCCGGCCCAGCAAGAGCCCCGCCAAACAGAGGCAGCCGGCGCGCAAGCCCAAGGCAAAGGCACAAGCACCACGGCGCAAACGAACCGCCAAGGACGAUGUCGACGACGAUUCCAAGGACGGCGACGCCAUCGAGAUCACGGUGCAGCGCUUCGUCAACCACAAGCGGCGCGACAGCUCCGACCCGCUGCAGACGGAGAUUCCGUUUGCCAACCGCAGCGGCGAGACAGUCGUCGACGUGUUCGCCCAGGUCUGCGACGAGGUCAUUGCCACGACGCUCGCGCAGUUCGAACAGCUCCUGGAAGAGGCAGACAAUGCCAAGAAGAAGGAGUACCGCAUCAAGAUGCGCGCCAUCGAGGCGUACAGGGAGGAGCUCAACUCGCGGCUGUUGCAGCAUGCCAUACACUUGGAUCACUGGCACUCGCUGCGGAAGCAGGUGCGCCAGGCGCAGAAAGAGAAGCUCUCUCUGCGCGACGAGAUACUGCGCCUCAGAGGGGAGAGGGAGCAGGUCGCUCUGCGAAUGGACGCAAUCCGCGUCAAGCACGAAGCGGAGAGCCAGGCAUCUACGCGCCGCAUCAACGCCUCGACGCUCAUGCACGACAUCGAUCUCGCCGUCGAACAAGGACAGGGCGCCGCGGAGCUGUCUCGCGCGGCGCAAAAGGCGGCCGACCUCGGCAACCUGGACCUCCUCCUUGCGCGGGUCGUCGACGAAGCCAGUUCGGCCAGCCCAGCAGGCGGCAUGCUGCGCCAGGUCACAGAGUUCAACGCCUUGCUGGAACGCGCCGCGCUGGCCCUCGAAUCGAGAUAG